Penicillium roqueforti is the source of this 972-nucleotide messenger RNA. RefSeq names its product endo alpha-1,4 polygalactosaminidase. The coding region runs from base 1 to 972 and encodes 323 amino acids. The transcript has a single exon. Lineage: Eukaryota; Fungi; Ascomycota; Eurotiomycetes; Eurotiales; Aspergillaceae. The record is from RefSeq and is a predicted model, not a curated record.
AUGUCGUCCAAGACGGGCUGGUGGGCUUGGUCCACCAAGAAGAAGGUCCUUAUCCUUGGAUCUAUCGCUCUUGUCAUCAUUGCUCUAGGUGUCGGUCUAGGUGCCGGACUAGGAGUUGGUCUUCAUCAUGGCGAAGGCGAUGAUAAUGAUAACGACAACGGCGGUUCCGGCACAGGUUCCGGAGGCACCGGUUCCAAUACGACAACACCAACAAACACAACCGUGUGGCAGCCAGCUGUUGGCACCAAGUGGCAGAUUAUACUAAAGGCCGACGAUGGCGAACCAGUCACCACCUCAGUGGACGCGCCCAUCUACGACAUUGAUCUGUUCGACAACAACAAAACCGUCAUCGCCGCUCUCCAGAAAAAGGGUCGCAAAGUGAUCUGCUACUUCUCUGCCGGCUCGUACGAGAACUGGCGUCCUGACGCCAGCGACUUUCUCGCCUCAGAUAAGGGCAAGAACCUCGACGGAUGGCCCGGCGAGAAAUGGCUGAACGUCUCGUCCCCCAACGUGCGCAAAAUCAUGCAGGCGCGUCUCGAUAUCGCCGUGACCAAAGGCUGUGACGGUGUCGACCCUGACAACAUCGACGGGUACGACAACACCAACGGACUUGAUCUCACCGAGGCCCAGGCUAUCGACUAUGUGAACUGGCUUGCUGCCCAGUCCCACAAGCGCGGUCUCUCCGUUGGGUUGAAGAACGGCGGAGGCAUUAUCGACUCUGUCAUUGAUAACAUGCAGUGGUGCGUCAAUGAGCAGUGUGCUGAGUACGAGGAGUGUGAUACCUAUGCGGCCUUCAUUGAGGCGGACAAGCCUGUCUUCCACAUCGAGUACCCCAAGGGCGAUAGUACCAACAAUAACAAGUCCGUGACAACCAGCCAGGCGAAUGCUGCUUGUGAUGCCAACAGCGCUGGCAAUUUUUCGACUGUUAUCAAGAACAUGGACUUGGACAAUUGGGUUGAAUACUGCCCUUGA